GUCAGAUGAAUGAGUCGCUAGCCAUAAUCUCUUAUCUUGUGAUAAAGGUUUGAAAGAGGAACAGUGGUGAAGCUACUUAUUCUCAGCCAGACAGAAGUAAUCUUUCUAAAGCAACUUUGCGUUCGUUGACUUGGGCACUCUCACUUGCGUUUCAAGGACAGCUGUAUCCAGAUCUCCACACAAAGCUCCAACAAUGCUUAAGAAAGAAGCCAAGCCAUACUGGAAUCUGUCUGUCAAAGUUUUGCGCGCAAAGAUCCAUCAGUCCUACGACUACUUGAAUGAAUCAGACUGCUAUGUCAUCCUGAACUUACCCACGGCAUCAGCCCGCACAAAACGCACCAAGACUAUCCCAAGUAAUAACAACCCCGAAUGGAAUGAAACUUUCACUUUCCGGGUGUUCAGCAACAUUAAGAACGUUCUGGAGAUCAUGGUCUAUGAUGAGGAUCCAUUCAUGAGAGAUGACCAAUGCGGCACAAUCCUAUUUGAUGUCAAUAACCUCACUCCUGGGAAAAAGGAGACCAAAUGCUUCAUAAUAAAUGAAAAGACCAAGAAUGAACUGUGGGUAGAGUUUGAGAUGACUAAAAGCUCUGUGACACCAAGACCAUGUACAUCUAAUGGAGUGUUGGUGGCAGGACCUUUUUGUGAGCUGAAUGUGGAGAUAGACAAGCUUCUUAAGAACUCUGAAGCAAUGCAGAACAUGGUGUUAAAACUGAAAGGGGCAUAUAAAGAGGAUAUUGUGAUCUCAAAUUUGGAUGAAAGCUCCAGCAUCAUGACAACAUUACGUUACUUCAUUAACCGAGAUCUGGAAACUGAACUCAAUCUAACCUCCGAGGCAGCUGUCAGGCCAGAAAAUACUGUCGUAGUGGAUGGUACAGUUCCAGCUCUUGUAGAUGCUGAACUGACUUCUGUUCCUUUAAAACCACUUCCAGCCAAACAGAAGCUUACUGUCUCUUUGCCUCUGGGAGAGAAUAAAGUGGAUCUGCAACUGAAAACAGAUGAUCGCUCUGAUGAAGAGAUGGAUGUGCGUCUGGAUUUUGACAUUCCAGAGAAGGAAAAAAGAUUUCUGGCAAAGAGAAGAAAAGUUGUUUCACAAGCACUUCAGAAAGCUCUGAAUCUCAGCUCUGCACCAGAUCCAAGCAAGGUACCGCUGGUGGCUGUGGUGUGUUCGGGAGGAGGGAGCAGAGCUUUAACAAGCACAUACGGAAGCCUUAAGGGUCUGCAAAAUAUCCAGAUUCUUGAUACAGUCAGCUACAUCACAGGGGUUUCAGGUGCCACUUGGGCUUUAGCCUCUAUUUAUGAAGAACCGAACUGGUCAAAGGGUGACAUUGAUAAAACGAUGGAGUCUGUAAAGAAGGAGCUCUCUAAAACCAUAUUCAGUUUGUUUUCUUCGGAGCAGCUACAGCGAUACAAAGAGAAGAUAGAUGAGCGAGAGAAGCAAGGACACAUUGUAUCUCUCAUAGACAUGUGGGGUCUGGCUUUGGAGUAUCUUUUCCGGGGGAAGAAACACAUGGGAACACUCUCUGAACUGCAGAGGACUGUGUCUGAAGGCCAGAAUCCUCUGCCUAUCUUCACAUCUGUCAACAUAAAGAAUGGCAGGGCAGAGUGUAUAGAAGAUGCAGAAUGGUGUGAGUUCACUCCAUAUGAGGUUGGAUUUCCCAAAUAUGGUGCCUUCAUACCUGCACAGAACUUCGGGAGUGAAUAUUACCUUGGGCACAUGAUCAAGAAGCUCCCCGAGACUGCACUCUCCAUUCUUGUGGGAAUGUGGAGCAGCAUUUUCUCUGUAAAUCUGACAAACAUCUGGAGUAUAGCCACGGGAGCCGCACCUUCCUGGACCCCUCAGGUUGAAGGAGGAAAGAGCAACACAGAGACUAGUAAACCGACAGCACUUACCACACACCUGAUCAACCCGGUGACUGACUUUGCUAAAAUGCUCUGUGGCUUUAUGACCAGUCGUCCCAUAGUCAGCCAAAUGUACAACUUCCUGAGAGGCUUCAACCUGCACAGAAACUACCAAGAGAACACAGGCUUCAUAGCAUGGAAAGAGAAACAUCCGGAUGCCUUUCCUAACACCAUGACUCCAUCUGAUCCAGUGCUGAGUUUAGUAGAUGCUGGAUUUGCCUUAAAUGCAGGAUUUCCACCGGUAGUUCGCUCUCACCGGAAUGUGGAUGUUAUUCUGUCUAUAAACUACUCCUGGGAGCUGGAUCAAUUUAAGGUCGUAAAGCAAGCCCAGGAAUACUGCACCGAUCGAAAGAUCCCAUUUCCAAAAAUUGAUUUCAAAAAGCUGGAGUCUGAGCCACUGAGGGAAGUUUAUGUGUUUGAAGAUAAAAAUAAUCCUGAUGCUCCCAUAGUGCUUCACUUUCCCUUGGUCAAUGUCUCAUUCAAACAGUUCAAAGCUCCAGGAGUGAAGAGAGAGGGUGAAAAGGAGCUGAAAGAGGGAGCGGUUGAUGUUGACUUUAACAGUAACACAUCUCCAUAUGCCACUCACAAACUGACAUACACACCGGAGGACUUCCAGAGGCUCAUUAACCUAACUUCCUACAACAUCCAGAAUAACAAAGAUGUCAUUCUGAACGCAUUAAACAAAGCACUGAACAGAAACAGAGACAAGAGGACAGGGGAAGAAAGCAAAAAAGAGGAGAAAGGAAAGACCUGUUCAGCACCAACACCACAACCAGGAUCACAGAAAACACAAAAGACACAAAAGUAAUCUGAAUGCAAAACUUGAUAUAUCUUGAAUUGUUGUUGUUGUUACAACCUACUCUAAUCAUGUUUAUGUAACUUACAACUAGGGAAUGUUACUUAAAACUCACUAAGUUACAUUCAACUCACAAUUGUGAUUAGUGCUUGUGAUAGACUCAAGGCAAGACAUGCUCACUGCCAGAGCCACACAUAGAGGGCAGUAUAUACAGUAGUACUCUAGUAUGCACUCUACAGGAAUGCUGCUCUGAAGAGCAGAGAAGUAUAGUUCAGUUUCAGAGUUUUCCCUUUGGUUUGAGAUACACUGCUGAAAAAUAAAUUGAACUUCUAUUUUAUUAA
Danio rerio (zebrafish) is the source of this 3036-nucleotide messenger RNA. The record is from RefSeq and is a predicted model, not a curated record. Lineage: Eukaryota; Metazoa; Chordata; Actinopteri; Cypriniformes; Danionidae.